AUGGACGCCAACAUCAAUGGGGCCCUGGCACAGGAGGACAAGGGCUUGGUGAUUGUGGCGACUGCCUGGUCGACGACGGCGGUGGCGCUGCUGCUGAUGGGGCUUCGGUUCUGGGCCAAGGUGGCACGGUCCGAGGGCGGGCUGUGGUGGGACGACUACAUCCUGCUCGUGUCGUGGGUGUGCAUGUACGCGACGGCGCUGGUCAACAGCAUCAUGGUCUCGCUGGGCAGCGGCAAGCACAUAUUCGCGGUGGGCCCGAGCCGGCUGGGCGACCUCACGCUGCUGGCCAACGUCGCGGGCACGACGUCCAUCCUGGCGGCGCAGCUGAGCAAGACGUCGUUCGGCAUGACGCUGCUGCGCAUCGCCACGGACCGCCUGACCAGGGUGCUGGUCUGGUUCGCCAUCGUCACCAUCAACCUCGCCAUGACCGCCAACCUGCUGAGCCAGUGGUUCCAGUGCAACCCGCCCGCCAAGGUCUGGAUGCCCAUGCUGCCCGGCGACUGCUGGAGGGCCGAGCAGUCCAUCAUGUCCAUCGUCAUGGCCGCCUACUCGGGUGCCAUUGACAUCAUGCUGGUCUUGGUGCCGUGGAAGAUUGUCUUGUCUUUGCAGAUGAGGCUCCCCGAGAAGAUAGGCAUCGCCUCGGCCAUGAGUUUGGGUGUGUUUGCUGGAGUGGCCGCCUGCGUCAAGGCAGCAUACAUACCCGGUUUGGCUGCUGGUGAUUUUACCUUCGCCGCCUCCGAACUCCUCAUCUAUUCGUACCUCGAGAUCGGGCUCAGCAUCAUAGCAGCAUCCAUCCCGGCCCUUCGCGUCCUGGUCCGCGACAAGAUCAGGUCCACCCGCAAGGGAUACUCGAACGGCACACAACCAACCCAGCAGAGCAGGUUGGACACGACGCAAGAGACGCAAAAGUAUGUGCUCCAGGGAGGGCAGAUACACAGGCGAGAUUCGUUUUCUGUUUCAUAUGUAUGA
Pyricularia oryzae 70-15 is the source of this 969-nucleotide messenger RNA. RefSeq lists its product as uncharacterized. The transcript has 3 exons. NCBI's taxonomy places the organism in Eukaryota, Fungi, Ascomycota, Sordariomycetes, Magnaporthales, Pyriculariaceae. Bases 1 to 969 code for a protein of 322 amino acids. The record is from RefSeq and is a predicted model, not a curated record.